AUGGGGAAUAUGUCAUAUCUGUACGGUUCCCUUUUCAAAUCUGGAUCACGCGUACAUGCACUCCGAGUCCUCGCAGUCGACUAUGAUGGCCACGAAAUUGGUCACGCUCUCGAUGCGGCCUAUAGCUCCUUACGAGCCGACAGUUUUCCAUCCCUGGAAUUUCGUUCAGCAUCACAGUAUCCGACGGUGGAGUCUCUCGAGGAAGCCAUGUGUACAGAAGGGUACUGGGCGGCCAUCUACACACAUGACGGCGCCUCAGACAGACUCAUGACCGCUCUCUCCGGCGAUAGCUCGACCGCAUACGACCCCAAAGACACAAUAUCGUAUACCUACUACGGAUCUUAUUACCCUAUCGUUUCAAUGUCGUCGGUUGUGUCCAACAUGGAGACAUUGAUAUCAGUCGCGUCACGAACGUUAUAUUCAGUCUCUACCGAGGCACUGUCAACAGUCAACUUCACAAGCCCCUCGAGCGCUACAGCCUUCCUCAACCCGAUUCGAUCCUCCUCAAUCGUCAAGUCGCCAACCAACCAAGGAUCAAGGGUCCUUCUCAACACAGUCACAAUGGUGAUGGGGGCCUUGAUGCAAUUCUUCUUCCUGAUGGGUAUGAAUAACAUCUCGGGGCAGGCCGGAGUCUACAACAAGAUGUCCAAGCGAGACGUCUACAUCUCUCGGCUCGUCAUCAGCAAGUUCCACACCUUUUUUUGCGCGCUCUGUAGCGUCGCGUAUAUCUGGGCGUUCCGAGAAGACUGGUUUGUGACCAGCGCCCAUUUUGGAAAGACAUGGAUGGCAUUCUGGCUGUACAUGGAGAUCCAAUAUACGGUAGUAGACACAUUGAUGGAGAUUGUCAUACCUAUGAAAUUCUGGUCCUUCUUCGUGUUGACGUGGAUCAUCACGAACAUCACGAGCACGGUUUACCCCUUCGAGUUGACGGCUGGGUUCUAUCGCGUCGGCUGGGCUUUGCCAGCGCACAAUUUCUGGCUCCUGCUGAUGGACAUUUGGUCGAACGGGUGCAAGCAGCACCGCACUAUCGUCCUGCCAGUCCUCCUCUGUUGGUGGCUACUGGGCCAUAUUGGCAGCGCUUGGUCAGUUUGGAAGAGAUGUUCUCUGGCUGAGGCCAAUGCUGCUAUACUGGAGAAGAAUGCGGACGAUACGGACACGUCGCGAAGCGUGCUUCAGACACCCCCUGAAUAA
This is a messenger RNA of Clonostachys byssicola, 1191 nucleotides long. NCBI's taxonomy places the organism in Eukaryota, Fungi, Ascomycota, Sordariomycetes, Hypocreales, Bionectriaceae. The record is from the annotation of a GenBank genome assembly.